Eublepharis macularius is the source of this 3954-nucleotide messenger RNA. It is a transcript of the gene FMO2, whose product is annotated as flavin containing dimethylaniline monoxygenase 2. NCBI's taxonomy places the organism in Eukaryota, Metazoa, Chordata, Lepidosauria, Squamata, Eublepharidae. Gene Ontology annotation, molecular function: N,N-dimethylaniline monooxygenase activity; flavin adenine dinucleotide binding; NADP binding. The coding region runs from base 307 to 1917 and encodes 536 amino acids. The transcript is spliced from 9 exons. The record is from RefSeq and is a predicted model, not a curated record.
ACCACAGUUACAUUCAAAAGGAAGGUUUCUCCCUCUUGUGAGCUGCCACAGUCUUACACAACAGCUAGAGUGUUCCUGAUUUUUUGGGGACAUUUUGACAAAUCUGCCCUUUGGAUCCAAGUUCCAAGAGAUGUGUGGACUUCAGAAAAGUAAUUAAUCAGCUUCAUUGCUUGUGCCAGAAAGACAGAGAUGCACAUGGUUGAGUUCAGCCCAUUUGUCAAAAGAAUCCGUAAAGCUCAUAGGAGCGUUAGUUUCCUUCCAAACCCUGGACAAACAACUUGCUUAUGCAAGCAGAAAUAGAGGACUAUGGCCAAGAGAGUCGCUGUGAUUGGGGCUGGUGUGAGUGGGCUGGCCUCCAUCAAAAGCUGCCUGGAGGAAGGCCUGGAGCCAACAUGCUUUGAGCGAAGCAGUGACAUUGGAGGGCUAUGGAGAUUCACAGAAUAUGUAGAGAAAGGCAGGGCAAGCAUUUACAACUCGGUCUUCAUGAAUUCCUCCAAAGAGAUGUCCUGCUUCAGUGACUUUCCGAUGCCGGACCAUUUUCCUAAUUACUUGCACAACACCAAGUUUCUGGAAUAUCUGCGACUUUAUGCCAAGCGCUUUGAUCUGCUCAAAUACAUCAGGUUCAAGACUGCUGUUAUCAGUGUAGAAAAAACCAAAGAUCACUCAGCUACAGGCCAAUGGAAAGUUGCCACUCAGAGUGAUGAUAAGCAGGAGUCAUUCGUCUUUGAUGCUGUUAUGGUCUGCAUAGGUCACCAGAUAGAAGCCUACAUCCCACCGGCGGAGUGCUUUCCUGGUUUUGAAAAGUUCAAGGGUAAGUAUCUCCAUAGCCAAAACUACAAGAACCCAGAAGGAUUCCAGGGGAAAACAGUAGUGAUUAUCGGAAUGGGGAAUUCAGCAGCGGACAUUGCUGUGGAACUCUGUCGGAAGGCAAAAAAGGUGGUUCUGAGCUCUAGGGGGGGCUCCUGGGUGAUGAGCCGUGUGUUUGACAACGGCUAUCCCUGGGACGUUAUCCUUCACACCCGCUUCAAAAACCUGCUCCUCAAUCUCCUCCCUUUGGACAUUGUGCGAUGGAUGGUAGAAAAGAAGAUGAAUGAAUGGUUUAACCAUGAAAACUAUGGACUAGUGCCUCAAAACAGGCUUCUAUUGAAAGAGCCAGUAUUCAAUGAUCACCUGCCAAGCCAUAUCAUCUGUGGUGACGUGACGGUGAAACCAAAUGUCAAGGGAUUCACUGAAACCUCCGCUCUUUAUGACGAUGGGACUGUGGAAGAGAAUGUGGACGUCGUCAUCUUUGCGACUGGCUACAGUACUAUAUUCCCCUUUCUAGACGAGUCAGUGAUCAAGGUGGAAGAGAAUCGUGCCCCAUUGUAUAAACAUGUCUUCCCUCCUCACCUGGAGAAACCUACCUUGGCUGUCAUUGGCCUCAUCCAGCCCCUCGGACCCAUCAUGCCCACCUCAGAGCUACAAGCACGCUGGGCUACACGAGUUUUCAAAGGACAGAGCGUGCUGCCUUCAGAGAGCACCAUGGUGGCUGACACUUCCAAAAGAAAUGAAAAGAGGGUCAAAUGGUUUGGCACCAGCCGCAGCCAGUCAAUACAAACAGAGUUCAUCGGCUACCUGGAUGAGCUUGCUACCGGCGUGGGAGCAAAGCCAAACCUGAUCAUGCUGCUACUGAAGGACCCCAAGCUGGCCCUGACUGUCUUCUUCGGGCCCUGCACCCCAUUUCAGUUCCGCUUGAUGGGACCAGGGAAGUGGGCUGGAGCCAGACAGGCCAUUCUCACCCAGACCGAACGGAUUCUCAAGCCCACAAAAACUCGGAUUGUGGCCAACUCUUUGGGCUACACUAUGGUGUCUCUGCUGAAAAUCCUUGGUCUUCUUGUUCUCUUGGCAGCCAUUUUUCUUUCCUUUGGCCGGCACUGAGCUCAGCCCAAUAAUAAUGAGAGAUUAUAUGCUAGCAAGCUGUCAUAUGUGCUUUCUAUAAUAAUCAGACUCUUCUCUGAACAUGCAGGCUUCAGUUGCGUUGCUCAGCCAGUUCUGUAUUCAUCUCUCCCACCCGCUCCCCGCAAUAUAAUUUAAGCUUGUUUUUGCAACUGGGAAAAGGUGAAAGGAGGAACCUGGAAAAGAUUGCAUGGGGAUAUGAAACAGGAAGAUGUGUGCAAAUUGUUUUAAAAAGAGAGAAGAAGACAGAGAUGCAGGGUGGGGGAAUAUCUUUGGCAGAGCCAUCCUUUGGUCCCCCUUGUGAAGCUUUUGACAACUCUGUUCCUUUAAUUUGGGCCAGUGUUUUAGACUGCUUAGCCCCCUCCAGAACUUAGAGUGGAAAUACACAUUGUGAACUACCUGGGGAUGCUUAAGUGCAGGAUUUUAUGUGUGGUCCUCAAUUCACAUGCAGGCUGAUCUUGCUCGGCGCUCAUGCAUGCAGGGCCAGAUCAAGGGGGGCAGGGGGGUAGUCUGCCUCCAGCGCCACCAUGGAGGGGGUGCCGGGAGCAGCUGCCAGCUGCCAGGAGCUUGCAGGUGGCAGUGCAGGCAGCCUCCCAGCCCCCCGUUCUGCCUUCCGCCUGCCCCGCAGGACAGGGGUCAGCCAGCUUGCCGCAAGGCAGGCAAAAGGCAGUGCGGGGGGCUGCGAGGCCACCCACGCCAUUCGCCUGCCCCAUAGGAGAGGGGGCGGCCGGCCACCUCCUGUACUGCGGGGAGGCGAAUGGCGCAGGCGGCUUCCCAGCCCCGCAUGAUGCCUCCGCUGGCGCACCUUGCAGGUGGCACGCUCCACCCUGCGUGAUGAUGUCACUGAAGUCAGGGGUCAGACUAGGGUUGCCCUGGGUGCCAGCAACCCUAGAUCCGGCCCUGCAUGCAUGCUGCUUUCACAGAACUCCCUUUGUGUGAUCGCAUCUUCAAGUGAGUCCUCCUGAGUGCAUUGCAUCAAUUCAGCUCUGUUUUUACUGGCUCCUUUGACUUGCCAAUUUGCAUUUCUUUAAGGUGUGAAAAAGUGUCAAGAUCUGCAUUUCAAAGGACGUGGGAAGUGGGGGAAACUGGGAUACAUUUAGCAGUUGAGGAGGAACUGAUAUGGAAUGCGUGAAUGUACUCACGGGGGGAGCAAACUGAAGUGUGACUGUGUGAGCGAGUGCAGGAGAAGUUGGACGGGUGGAAGGAGGUUCACUUGAGCUUCCCUAGGCACUUCACAACAUGUAGAGAGAGACUGUUAGUGUGGGCGGGAACUGGGGAGAAAGGAAGUUGUUGUCCCUGCAGCUCCACACAGAGAAAGAACCUGAGUCAUUAAACCAUGCUUCUGUUUGAAACUAUGCUGCUUCCUUAUUCUGGUGCCUAGCAUUAAGAACAAAACACUCCAGUACCAUUAACUUAAAAUUAAAUGCUUAGACUGCAUUAGAAUUAAAUGCUAUAUUGGUCAAUGCCACAAUAUUAGGUAAGAACUAACCAAGCUGUCAGUGAUAUUUAAGGUAUUUAAUCCUACAAAUGUCAGAUGCUGUUUCUGUCGUCCAGAUUCCUUCCAUAUAUAGGUUUCUCCAUACUGUUUUUUCCUGUAAUCCAGAUUCUCAUAUUUUAUGUGGAUGGACAGAACUAUUUAGCCCAGCAUGAAUUUCCCCCCUCUCUUGUGAUCCUCAGCAAUGUUCCACUGGGGAUCACAGUGGAACAUUGGACAGAACAUUGGAACAGUGGAACAUUGGAUAGAACAGUGGAACAGUGGAACAUUGGAUAGAACAGUGGAACAGUGGCUAGAUCUUCAACUAUCCAUUUUUUUAAAAAAACUUGUGCCAGCAAUGCUGUUUUUGCACCUCCCAAAUGCCACAGAAAUCAAAUAAGGGCUAAAAAUUAAUCUCACUCAAAGAAAGAAAUGUUUGUAUUGUUCAUACAUAUGUCAUCAGCUUGUUGGGAAAGGGGUGUGUCUUCUUGUACUCUGUAAAGGAACAGGGUAAUAUAUAAAUAAUAAAUAUUUCAUUUGUAUUA